Messenger RNA from Neolamprologus brichardi, 4641 nucleotides. RefSeq names its product enhancer of polycomb homolog 1-like. The record is from RefSeq and is a predicted model, not a curated record. Gene Ontology annotation, cellular component: NuA4 histone acetyltransferase complex. Gene Ontology annotation, biological process: regulation of transcription by RNA polymerase II. NCBI's taxonomy places the organism in Eukaryota, Metazoa, Chordata, Actinopteri, Cichliformes, Cichlidae.
ACAGCAUGAGAACAUCCCGAGCCUAGGAAGUUCACAUCCCAUCAUCAGCAUCCAGCGUUUUUGCCCCCGCUGUCGAUUCAGCCCCUCCUUCCUCCCUUUUCUCGUACCCCAAGGGUCUCGCGAGCGCGCACGCGUGCGAAACUGCGUGGGAAUGGCUGUUUGUAUGAUCGAGGGGGUUGGGCCGCUUGGAGCGAGCGGUGAGCUGCAUGAGUUUGUAAUGUCCGCCAUGUUGGCAAUGGCGUAUUGAACCAGGGAGGAACAGCGGUGCCUACGAGAGAAAGAGACCGACAGAGAGCGAUCGAGACCCGGGCCUGCCCGGCUCUGUUCGCGCUGCUACGGACCCAAGCCCGCCCUCAAUCGACCGGCUGACUCUCAGAGACCGUCACAGAUUCAUCCAUGAGAACUCGAGGCAGACCUGCUGUUAUUCCUAGCAGAUCGAAUAGAUUUAUGCUGCAUCUUUUAUUAUAAAAAUGAGUAAAUUGUCGUUUCGGGCACGGGCACUGGAUGCUAGUAAGCCCCUGCCCGUCUUCCGCUGCGAGGAUUUGCCGGACCUGCACGAAUAUGCCUCAAUCAACCGGGCAGUACCGCAGAUGCCAACGGGGAUGGAAAAAGAGGAGGAAUCGGAGCACCAUCUCCAGCGGGCCAUCUCGGCGCAGCAGGUAUAUGGCGAGAAGCGGGACAACAUGGUUAUCCCCGUCCCCGAGGCGGAGUGCAACAUCACGCACUACGAGUCCCUCUACCCCGGGGAGUUCAAAAUGCCAAAGCAGCUUAUUCACAUACAGCCUUUUAGUUUGGAUACAGAGCAGCCAGACUAUGACCUAGAUUCAGAGGAUGAGACGUUUGUGAAUAAGCUGAAGAAGAAAAUGGAAAUCACUGCUCUGCAGUUUGAAGAAAUGAUAGACCGGCUGGAAAAAGGCAGUGGACAGCAGCUUGUCAGUCUACAGGAAGCCAAACUGCUGCUGAAGGAGGACGAUGAACUGAUCAAGGAGGUCUUUGACUACUGGAGCCGGAAGAGGAAAACCAGCAAGGGUGGCUGCCUCAUCCCCAGCGUCAAGCAGGAGAAGAGGGAUGGCUCUAGCACCAGCGACCCUUAUGUGGCCUUUCGCCGACGGACAGAGAAGAUGCAAACUAGGAAGAAUCGAAAGAAUGAUGAGGCCUCAUAUGAGAAGAUGCUGAAGCUGCGCAGGGACCUGAGUCGAGCUGUCACCAUCUUAGAGAUGAUCAAAAGAAGAGAGAAGAGCAAGAGGGAACUGUUGCACCUCACACUGGAAAUUGUGGAAAAGAGGAAUGUGUUGCCAGACUUUGGCAGUGAGGUGAUGGCAGAAGCACUGGCACAGCGGGCUCUGGUGAAGCCUGUUUACACCAUCCCCAUCAUUCCCCUGUCCAGCAGUAACCAGUACAGACAUCAGGACCACUUGGACAUGAAGGACUACAAGAAACCUGAGAAGACGGAGGCAGUUCGAACCAAAAGGAAAUAUGAAAAGAAACCCAAAAUCCUGCCUAUGUCAGCGCCUCAACAUUCAGGGCCCUCUGUGUUCAAUCCCAAGGACCUUAACCAGUAUGAUUUCCCCAGCUCAGAUGAAGAACCAUUCUCACAGAUCCAUUCAGGUUCCUCAGAGGCAGAAGAAGAGAAUGACCCAGAUGGCUGCUAUGCGUUCAGGAGGAAGGCCGGCUGUCAGUACUACGCUUGUCGUCCAGACCAGAGUGGCAGCUGGCCCUGGGUAAGCCCGUCAGAUGGUGGGCUCGGCGACCCACGCUUCCGCUACUGUCUGACCUCGCUGAACAUCCCAAGGCGCUGCAUAGGUUUGUCAAGGCGCCGUGUGGGCAGAGGCGGCAGGAUCUUGUUGGACAGAGCGCACACAGAUGUAGACAACAUCUGCCAGAGCCUGGACUCUGACCCAGAGCCCGAACCACUCGCCUCACCACUUCCAAGCUCUCCGCUCCACAUCUCCAACGCCAGUACCUCAGAAACCAAUACCUCGGACCCAGCCAGCUCCUUCCACCUUCCCCCAUCUUCAUCACCCCUGUCGUCAUUAAAACCGAAGGACCUCAGCCAGAUUCUUUUGAACAUUAAAUCUUGCCGCUGGAGGCACUUCAGACCACGGACGCUAUCUCAUCACCCUUUGGGUGGAGAUUUGUCACGCAGAGGAUUUAGGGAUUUUAGUUGGACUGUGUCGGGACUAAACCGAACCCUGUCUGGAGGAGCCAGCGCCCAGAAUCGCAUUGGGCCAGCCACCACUCCUGUAAAUGUGUUCACAGCUGAGCAGUACCAGCAGCACCAGGAGCAGCUGGCCCUCAUGCAGAAACAGCAGCUGGAGCAGAGCGAACAGCAGCAGCAACAAGCCAACAUUGUUCCUACAACUACCAACACACAGGCGCUCAUAUCCAAGACAUUAGACCAAGCCAGCGCCCAGUUUGCUGCUUCAGCCCUCGUCACCACGGAUCAGCUGCUGGCUUGUAAGUCCAAAGAGGACCCAGUACCGGUAGUCACGAGUGGAGUCAAUGGGAUCCUCCCAGGUGCAGGUGUUUUCAAAGGUUUGCACCUAUCCAGCACAACAGCAGCCCAUCACCAGACCAACCAGACGACGCACACUACCACCACCGCAGCCCCCACUUUCCUCCAACCUUCCUCCAACUCGGCCACCCCUUCGCCCGCAAAUGCCGUCCCCACCUCCCUCAACUCCAACCCCGGCGCUCAUGCAGCAGCGGCACUGGGGCUCCUGGGGUGCAGCGCUGCCAGUGCCACCCCUGCCACCACUCAGGUCCUCCUCGGGAACAACAUCUGUCUGGGCGUCACGUCGGCCGCCAGCCUGGCUGCACGCCACAUCCCCCGGACCCUUGGCAAUGUGCCAUCCUCUGCCUUAAAGCUGUCCACCACCACCAACUUGCAGAUCCCCAAAGUAUCUGGAGCAACAUCCAUGGACAUGAGCUCCAGGGAAAAUCACGAUGAAGAGAAGCCAGCACUGAACAAUAUAGCAGACAACACAGUGGCCAUGGAGGUGACGUAGUAGCGGUGCAGCAAAGAGUCCGCUCUUUAGGUGCUGUGCAUCGUAGCAUCGGGAAUGCAAAAGGGACGGCAGGACUCGGACUCGCAGACGGGACGUGUGGCCGCGGCCGCUCGCAAUUCUCAUCUCUCUCAUACUUUUUAAACCUUUUCUUUCUUCCCUUUUGGUUUUUUUUGUUACUGUUAAAAGUAAAAUAUUGACACCUGUAAAUUAUGAAUAUGGCAAAGUUAGUAUCUGUACAGUAACUUCAUAUUUGUAAUAUCCUCCCCACCACCCAGUGUAUAUAUACUACUUGAAUACAGAACUGUCCAUUUGUGAUGUUUUGCACUUGGGAGUCAAAGGAAAAAAAAAAGUGAGCCAAGUAACUUGUGGCGAGUGUGAGAGACGUGCGAGUUGUAUAGAGAAGAGUUUUAUUACAUCAUGUGCAUGGUGCGGAGCCUGCUGUUUUUAUCUAUUUAUUGUGCUGUGUUUACAGUUUCUUUGUUUUGUUUUUUUAAUUUUUGUUUUGUUUUGUUUUGAUUUUUAUUUGUACACUGUACCUUUUGUUGGUUCCUGUGCUGUAGUAAAUGUUAGGUAGCUACGGACUCCUGGGUAUUUUUGUAUAUUGUGAACACAAAGCAGGUCUCACCCCCCCCCCUACAAACAAACACAAACACACACACACACAGAUUUAUUUUGGCUCCCCGUGCUUCUCUCUGUGGAUCGUGUUAAAAUCAGUGGUGACAUACAUACAGACCUGGAGGCCAGGAGAAGUGGGUGGAGGAGGUGGUUGAAGAGGAGGUGGUUUGGUUCCCUCAUGGAGAGGCACUCCUCUCUUCAGGGGGCUUCCAUUAACAUUAUCCCAAUUACAAGUAACAAAACAGGGAUGAAGUCUCUUCCCAGAAGCUUCUGCCGCUUCUGAUUUAAGCACUAUUGUAUUUUCUUUUCUUUUUUUUUUGAUGGUUUUGAUGAAUAUCAAUGCUGCUUUUAUAUUUUAUUUGUUCUUUAUGGGGUUGUCCUUCAUUUUCAUGCAAGCGGAGUCCCCCGUUUUUGUAUUUGUUUUAUCCCACAAACAUUUUUAUGUAAAAGAAAAUCAGUUAUUUUUGUAUUUUUUUCUCUCUCUUGUGGUAAACUUGAUUGUAAGCCUUCGUUCAUUGAAAGACUUCAUUCUUUUGUUUGUUUGUUACUUGUUCAUGCAUAGGUGAUAAGGGAGGUGAAUGGACAGUAAUCGCUGUACGUGUUUCGUCAUUCCAGUUUUUAAUAACAAAAAAUGCUAAUGAAGGGGCAGAGAGUUGUGAGAAAGCAUCAGUUCUCUCCUCUCUUCCCUUUUCUUCAAGUUCUUUUUUUGUUUAUUUCUUUUUUUUUUCUUCUUUUUUUUCUUUGAAAAAAGAAUCUCCAGACGGCUGCAAGGCCAAAAACCACAAGUAUUGGGUGCCUUCCUUUGGGGAAUUUUAUGUUCUCUCUUCUAUGAAGAGUUAGGCACAAAGGCAGCAUUACUUAGUAGUGCUUCUCGUCUUUGUCAGAAUCUGAAUGCCCAGUCCAAUGGCAGGAUAUAUCCUUGAGGUUUACUUGUCCCACCUGGAGGCUGAAAAGACUAAAAAAAUGUGACAAAACUCUCACUAAAAUAAGACAAUAAAGCCCAGGGCAUUAAAUGUGA